AUGCGAGUCCCUCCGUCGCGAGUCGUCGCGCCGCGUCCGAUGGACUCGCUAGGCGCGAAGGAACAGACAGGACCGAAGAAUGACAGCGGAAAGCGCGAAACAUUACUCCCCAUUUUCGGUACAGUCACACCCGAUUUUGUCACCAUCCAGGGCCGGCCGCCAAGCCCGCUGAUCUUUCUCGUGCGCGCCUGCAGCGAUGGCGCAAAUACCAGCGUACCCAGCAGUAGUAGCAACGAUGGCAGUGAAACGAACAGCGGAAGCCACAGCAGUGGCAGCAGCGAGGGGAAUCGUGCGGGAGACGAAAGCCAAGGGCCCUCGGUGAAGUGCGGCGGGAUGGAGUGCGGUGGGAGGGAGUUCGAGGAGCUGGAGGCGCUGGUGUCGGACUUCUGCGGCAGCUCGUGGCGCACGCGACUGUCACGAGACGACCUUGAAGACGAGAAGGACGACCUGGGAUGGGGGGGAAGCUUCGCGGAAUUCCUCGCGUUGAUCCGCGAGUCGCUCUCCUCGCGCCACGUUUCUGUCGCACCCGCUCUCGCCCGAGCGCGCCCCAACCAAGCGCCCCUGCCCGCCAGUCAUCUCCCUUCCCUCGAUACAAUCACGCUCACGGGCCGGAAGGCCGAAAGCGCACCGCGAAUUAGAUUCAAGCUGAAGCGAGUGGAUUGGCCAGGAAAAGACGCCGGAGGAGGGGAAGGGAAAACUGACGCUGGCGUGGAACUACCGUUACCGUCACACUCGCACUCGUUACAGUCAUCCUCGUUAGAAGCAAUUGGGUCAGCCACGUCACCAGCGUCGUCACCCCUGUUCCCGUCGUGCGAAUCAGUGGCGGCGGAAAUCGCGUUCGCGCUAGUGAGGGACCGACUGCAGCUGGAAAAGACUCUUAGACGAGCCUCACCGGGAACCGAUGGUAGUACCAGUAUUUUAGCAAGUGGUCGUGAUGGUACAGUGCUUUCUGCUGACAAUAGAAGAGCAACACCUGACCUACUGGUCGCAGAAGUAGCAGGCACAGCAGCAGGAACAGGUGGAGGGGCAGGUGAAAGGGCAGGUGAGGGGGCAGGUGAAGGGGCAGGUGCAGGGGCAGGUGAAGGAUCUGCUGUUGCAGCAGCAGAAACUGAACCAGGUGUUUCGUCUGUUGAUUACAGCUCAGCAUCAUCCCCACCGUCCAUUCCCAGCACAGCCGAAGGCCUCCAGAGCAUCAUCGGCCAAUGGGAUCGCAUCCCCGGAUCCGUCCUCGCCACGUCAGCACAGGUCCAAUCCUUUCGAGACCGUUUCGCCUGCAUCAGCAGCAACGGACGGUGGAGAUUCAACGCCACGCCGCGGCUGCUGCCGUGGCCGGGCGAGAUGAGCCUGUGUGAUGAGCGGCACUUGGGGGCUGUGCCUGGUGCGGUGGCAAUGCGUGAGGCGGAUAGGGUGGUGGAGGAAGGGCGGGGAGAGGCGCAAUGGAAGGUGAGAGAAGCGCUCAAGUACGAAUGGAGGGUGGAAGGGGACGGAGAAGGGCGCAGCGUGAUGAUCGUGGGGGACUCGCUCAACCUGCAGCUGGCCCACGCCCUGCGCUACAAUGCACGUGUGGGGGCGGAGGACCCAGGGGCACGUGUGCGGCGCGGGCAAAUCUCGGUGCUGUGCCGGCGGGUGAGGGAUGCUUCGUACUCCCCCUGGCUGUCGCUGCAGCGCUGCUGGACCGCUGUUCUCUGUGGGGACGUGGAAGCGAGGGGUGAGGGUGGUGAUGUGGAGGGGAGGAGCGAGAGUAGCAGCAGCAGCAGCAGUGAGGAAGGAAGCCCACUGUCACCUGCACGCUCCUCGCUGGAGUUCAAUCUGUCCUUUGUGCGCGAUGACUACCUGCUCUCGCCCGCCUGGCGCAACCAGUGGCUCACCAAGCGAGUGCACGGCUCGUGGGUGGACGACCUGCGGCGGGAGAACGUGUCGAUUCUGAUUGUCAACCGUGGUGCACACUUCACACCUCAUGACUCGUUUGCGUGGGAGGUCUCAGGGCAGUUGGCGUGGUUGCGGGAACAGUUUCCGGAUCUGCUUGUAUUUGUGCGCGGGACGCCGGCGGGGCAUAGGGGGUGCAUGCGUUACGAUCGCCCCUUGGAAAAGAAGGUUGAAAGGGGUAACACGAGUGAUAGUGAUAUGGGUGAAGGGGGUCUCGAGCAUGUGGACAAGUAUAAUUGGGAUAAGCUUGCGCAACAGAAUAAAAUUGCGAGGAGAGUGGCGGAGGCGGUGGGUGCUGUGUAUAUGGAUGUGGAGACCAUUGUUAUGGCUGCGGAGGAGGAGUUACGGCCGGUAGAGGCGAAUAAAGACGUGCCCGAAGCGGGAGAGGCUGCAGAGGAGAUUAAAGCGGUCGAUGCAGCGUCGGAGGAAGGGCAGGAGGACGACGGAAGCGAGGAUUUUAACAAACUAAUUCCGGCUGACGAUCUGGACUCCGAUUCGUCAGAGUCGGAAGCGAGUGAAGGGGAGGGGGAAGGCGAUGAGGAGGAAGAGGAAGAGGGAAGGGACGAGAAGCGAGAGGGUGAGUCUGGAGUCAGUCUGGCAGUGGCGCAAGACCAAGCGGAGAAAAAAUCCGCAUUGCAGGCGGCGCGAUUGGCGCGCGAGCAGAAGCGCGCAGAUGCGGCGGCGGAGCGGAAGGAGCGGCGGGCGCUGAAGGACCUGCUGCGGCGGCCGUGGGGGAACUUCCGCCUGCAGGGGGAAGAGGGGGGUGCUGGCGGGGGAGAUGGCGGAGAGGAUGGGGGGAAGGAGGAGGUGCAGGGGAGUGAUGAUGAGGAGGACGAGGAAGGAGAGGAGGGGAGGGUGAGGAGGGUUCCGAAGGGGAGGGGGAUGAUGAGGGGGAGGAUGAGGAAGAAGAGGAGGAAGGAGAGGAAGGAGAGGAGGGAGAGGAGGAGGAGGAUGAAGAGGAAGAGGGCGAGGAGAGCGAAGAGGAAGGGGAAGCGGAGGAGGGGGAGGGGGGAGAAGGGGGAGGAGCAAGAGGGGCGGGAGGGCGAUGGAGCGGGCCAUGCGGCGGAGGAGAGCGACUCCUCGGAGGACGAGCGACCAUCGCGUAACACGGUGGGCAGGGUGCCCCUGGAGUGGUACAAGGAGGAGGGGCACAUCGGGUACGACAGGGAGGGGAAGCGUAUUAUGAAGCAAAAGGGGCGCGCCGCUAAGGGGGACAAGCUGGACGAGUUCCUAGCUCACACCGACGACCCCGAUGCCUGGAAGGUGGUGUACGAUGAGUACAACGACGAGGAGAUUCGACUGACAGAGGAGGACAUUGAUAUGAUCCGCCGGAUCAGGGAGGGGCGCACCCCACACGCCAAUGUCAACCCCUAUGAGCCGUACCUGGACUGGUUUGACUGGGACGAGAAGUGGGACCCCCUCAACGCCCAGCCGGAGCCCAAGAGGCGAUUCACCCCCUCCAAGCACGAGGCCAAGCAGAUUGUGCGGCUGGUGCGGGGACUGCGGAAAGGCACGAUAAAGACGCUAGCGCAGAGGGAGAAGGAGAGGAAGCAGAAGGAGAGCGAGGGGCAGCAGCAAGCGGUGUACUUGAUGUGGGGAGACGACCUGAAAGCCAUUGCCUCUCAGUCUGACAAGACCAAGAACGUCAACGGUCUCAGCUUCGUCCCUGCUCCUAAGCCCAAACUGCCAGGACACGAGGAGUCAUACAACCCGCCAGUGGAGUACAUACCAACGGAGGAGGAGGUGGCGGAGAAGAUGAUGCAGGCGGAGUAUGAGGGCACCUCCGACUCGCUCUUCGUGCCCAAGCA
Closterium sp. Yama58-4 is the source of this 3734-nucleotide messenger RNA. The record is from the annotation of a GenBank genome assembly. NCBI's taxonomy places the organism in Eukaryota, Viridiplantae, Streptophyta, Zygnematophyceae, Desmidiales, Closteriaceae.